AUGAAAGGCUUAUCCACGGCUGUGGCGCUCGCCACCACUGGCGCCACCAUCGCCAAUGCUCAAACCGCGCACACGCCCAACAUCGACUGGGCCGCCGCCCACACCAAAGCCAGCGCGGCGCUCGCGCAGCUCAACCAGACCGAAAAGAUCGGCAUCGUGACGGGCGUGGGGUGGGGCAACGGGCCCUGCGUGGGCAACACGUACGCGGUGCCCAAGAUCGGGUACCCCAGCCUGUGCCUGCAGGACGGCCCGCUCGGCAUACGCUACGCCGCCAACGUCUCCGCCCUGCCCGCCGGCAUCCAGGCCGCCAGCACCUGGGACCGCGAGCUCAUCUACCAGCGCGGACUGGCGCUCGGCAAGGAGGCCAAGGGGUUGGGGAUCCAUGUGCAGUUGGGCCCCGUUGUGGGCGCGUUGGGGAAGUACCCCGAGGCCGGUAGGAACUGGGAGGGUUUCGGGCCUGACCCCUACCUCGCCGGUAUCUCCAUGCACGAGACGAUCGUUGGCAUGCAGGAUGGCGGCGUGCAGGCGUGCGCGAAACACUACAUCGGCAACGAGCAAGAGCUGAACCGGACGACCAUCUCGUCCAACAUCGAUGACCGCUCCAUGCACGAGCUCUACCUCUGGCCCUUCGCGGAUGCCGUGAAGGCGGGAGCAACGUCCUUCAUGUGCUCGUACAACAAGCUCAACGGCACCUGGGCCUGCGAGAACGACAAAGCCAUGAACGGUCUUCUCAAGGAGGAGCUCGACUUCCAGGGCUUCAUCAUGACCGACUGGGGCGCGCAGCACAGCACCGUCGAAGCCGCCAACGCCGGUCUAGACAUGUCCAUGCCCGGCACCGACUACAACAAGACCCCCGGCAGCCUGUACUGGGGUGCCAACCUGACCGCCGCCAUCGAGGUGGCCGGCAACGUCACCCAGGGCCGCCUCGACGACAUGGUCCUGCGCAUCCUCGCCGGCUGGUACGCCGUCGGCCAGGAUACGCCCGACUACCCGGAGGUUACCUUCAACUCGUGGGCCUCCCCCGGCCAGGCCGGCGGCUACCCCGCGCCGCAGACGCAGCACAACGAGAUCGCCCGCGCCGUCGCGAGGGACGGCAUCGUGUUGCUGAAGAACGAGAACAAGGCGCUGCCGCUCAAGGCGCCGAAGAGCCUGGCCGUCAUCGGCUACGACGCAAUCGUCAAUCCCGACGGCAUGAACGCCUGCGUCGACCGCGCGUGCAACAACGGCACCCUGGCCAUGGGCUGGGGUUCCGGCACGGCUGAGUUCCCGUACCUCAUCGCCCCCCUCGACGCCCUCACCACCCGCGCCACCGCCGACGGCACCACCAUCAUCCCCUCAACAACCGACGACACCACCGCCGGCGCCAGCGCCGCCGCCGCCGCCGACACAUCCCUCGUCUUCAUCACGUCCGACGCCGGCGAGGGGUACCUCGUCGUCGAAGGCAGCGAGGGCGACCGCCUCUCGCUCGACCCGUGGCACCACGGCAACGACCUCGUCGCGGCCGUCGCCACCGCCGCCGCCGGGAAGCCCGUCAUCGUCGUCGUGCACUCCGUGGGCCCCGUCGUUCUCGAAAGCGUGCUAUCGCAUGAAAACGUCGUCGCGGUCGUGUGGGCGGGGUUGGGCGGGCAGGAGCAGGGGAAUGCGGUGGUGGAUGUGCUGUACGGCGAGGUUAGUCCGAGCGGGAAGCUGCCGUACACGAUUGCGAAGGCCGAGGCGGAUUACGGGGUCAAGAUCGAUGGGCCGGAUGUGGAUGAUGGGUUUGAGGAGGGGCUGUAUAUUGAUUAUAGGCAUUUUGAUAAGGCGGGGAUUGAGCCAAGGUUUGAGUUUGGGUUUGGGUUGUCAUACACCAACUUCACCUACUCCAACCUCGCCGUCACUUCCGCCGCCGCAGCGGGCAACAGCUCCUCCAGCUACGCCCCCACCUACAGCCAUGGCGCCUCGACCGUCUCUGAUCUCUACGCCCCGCUCGCCACCGUCACGGCCACCAUCGCCAACGCCGGCGACGUCGCCGGCGCCGAAGUCGUCCAGCUCUACCUCUCGCUGCCGGAGGGUAGCGCCGAUGCGCCCCCGCGCCAGCUCCGCGGCUUCGACAAGAUCGCCCUGGGCGCGGGCGAGAGCGGCACCGUCGAGUUUGUUUUGAGGAAGAAGGACGCUAGCUACUGGAGUGUCGAGCAGCAGCAGUGGGUGCUGCCGUCCGGCGAGUUUGCGGUCGCGGUGGCGGCGAGUUCGAGGGAUUUGAGGUUGGAGGGGGUGUUGGUUGUUUGA
Messenger RNA from Lasiodiplodia theobromae, 2265 nucleotides. Its product is annotated as Glycoside hydrolase family 3. Lineage: Eukaryota; Fungi; Ascomycota; Dothideomycetes; Botryosphaeriales; Botryosphaeriaceae. Gene Ontology annotation, biological process: glucan catabolic process. The record is from RefSeq and is a predicted model, not a curated record. Gene Ontology annotation, molecular function: beta-glucosidase activity. The coding region runs from base 1 to 2265 and encodes 754 amino acids. The transcript has 5 exons.